Molecule: messenger RNA, 1274 nt
Organism: Ctenopharyngodon idella (grass carp)
Lineage: Eukaryota; Metazoa; Chordata; Actinopteri; Cypriniformes; Xenocyprididae
Product: protein leg1a-like
Exons: 6
Coding region: 52-1137 (361 amino acids)
Source: RefSeq, a predicted model, not a curated record
CCCUGUGCUGACCACAGGACUUCAGCAGUCCAGCUAGAUUCCCAACUAGAUAUGGAUUUCAUCGGAACGGUGGGAGCUGUAGUCGUGUUGGCUGUGCUCGGCCAGGCAGCAGUAGUGACUGAGAAUGGACUUCCUAUUCAGUGGGAAAAAGCCCCAAGCGAGCUCUCCCAGCUGCCCACAGUAGGCGGGGUGAUCCAGGUAAAUCCAUGGGACUACUUGCAGAGGAUGGCUUUGUACAAGCUGCUGAUCAAUUCUACGGAUCCCUACAUGAGCUCCAUGGGCCCUGGAGAAAAGGAGAAUCCUCUGUGGAGUCUUCCUCUGCAGCUGGGCUGGAAGCUCAAAUCAGGCCGGUUGAUUGACCCAAGCCCUGCCACUACCAGCACUUGUGGAUUGGAAAGUUCGGAACCGGUUCGCAUCUGUCCUCUCAGCUGGUAUGGAUGUAUAAACUACUAUCUGUCCGUGCUUCCGUUCCUGGCAGCAGUUCAGACAGGUGUGGUUGGGAAGGGUGAGGUUCAGGUGCACAUUCAGGUUCCAGCGGAGAUGGCUCAGGAUUACUGCUCCAGCUACACAGACUGCUCCACCAAACACCCUGAUGCCAUGGCCAAAUGGCAAACAUUUUUCCAGUCUCUGCAGCAGAUCAGUGAAUCUGAGGACACUGAUUUUAACAAGAAGGAUCAGAUUCUGGGACUGAUGUGGGCAGCAGAGGAGGAAUCUCUAGAAACCGCCACCGUCGCCUGCAGUGAAAGGCAGAAGCUGUACUCCUCUCCCGAGGUUCGCUUUGGACAGAGCUGGCUCAGCUCGGCACCAUAUGUAGCAGCUGCUCGUUUCCACGCCAGCAUCGAGAGGUCAGAGAAGUUCAUGGCUCCCUUGCCGAGCCGGGUUCUGCAGGAGUCCGACAGCCCGCCCAACAUCGCCGACCUCAGCGCUGAGGAGAACCACACACUCUAUGUUUUCAGCUGGAUGAGCAGUGUGAAUAAACUGCUUGGCGGUUCUCUGCUGAAUCUCUGGCGCAGUGCCAUGUGUUCAGCUCAGGCUCGGGAGAAAGGUCAAGCCCUUCUCCAUGACCUUGUUCUCGACCCCAAGUUCCCUGGUACCAGUCUGAUGUCAAUCCUGACCGAGAUGGGCACCAGCUGCUGACGCAGUUCACAGUCUCCGACAGAUAUAAAAACUGGGUAAAAACAGACCUGUUAAUUAAUCUAUUAAUUAAUUCCAUGACCACCAGUGUAAACGUGCCAUUCGCAUCUUUAACUAAUAAAAAGAGAAAUAAAAUCCAA